AUGCGUUCCCACAUUCUCUUCCUUGCCGCUCUGGCAAGCCAUGUUCUUGCUUAUCCCACCGAAGUCGCCGUUGAUCGUCGCACUUUCGGUCUCCUGUCCAAUAUUCUGGGCCAUGCCGCCACAGAUGUUGUCGGUCUGGUCGAUGCGGUCCUCGGCGGAGGUGUCCACGGAUCUGCGUCUGCCUCUGUCUCCAUCCUGGGUGGUCUCAGCGCCAACGGUGCCGCCGCCCUCGGAGGCAGUGCCCUUGGAUGCUCUUCUGCCAAGAUCGACGCCGGAGCUCGUGCUGAUCUCAAGGUGUGGCUUGCUGGUCAAGCCCACAUUACCGGUCAUCUCAAGACCUCCCUUCUGGCAUGGUGCGAGGGCCACGGCUCUCUGACCCUCGACGCCGAUGUCAUGGCUGCUUUGGCAGUCUUCGUUCCUACUUGUGCGGACAUUGCCGCCAAGAGUCACAUCUAUGUCACCGUCGAUGGUAUUUUCCCCUCCGCGCAAUUGUCUUCGACUCUUGUCCUCGACGCCUCCCUGCAGGCUUCUCUAUCCGCCUUCCUUUCCGCCCACGCUCAAGCGGGUCUCCACGCUCACGUCUCCGCCGGUCUCAGCGUUUGCGCGGCCGGUGGUGUUAUGGGCAGUUUGGACGCCGAUAUCAAGGGUACUCUCCUUGGUUGGUUGAACGGGUCCGACUGUCCUCUUGAGGCUAAUCUGCGCGCCUCUGUUUUGGGCUGGUGCAACGGUAGCCACGCCGACGGUCUGGUCGAGAUUGGUGCCAUUGCCGAUACCGCCCUUUCUGCUGUUUCCGUUGGUGCAUCCGUUGGCGCCUCCGUUGACAUUCACGGUGCCCUGUCCGUUCACGCCCAGGCUUCUCUCGCCGCUUUCCUGAGUGGCCAAGCUGCCGCCGGUAUCGAUGCUGGUCUUCUCGUUGGUCUGCAAGCCUGUGCUGGUGGCAAGCUUGCCGCUUCGCUCGAUCUCGAGGCUCGUGCUGCCCUUGCUGCCUGGAUCUCGGGCUCCAGCUGCUCCCUUGGUGUCGAGCUCAAGGCCGUCGUCUUCCUCUGGCUGUCUGCCGCCACCUCGGCUGACGUCUCCGUUGGCCUUGUUGGCGGUCUCGCUACCGACAUUUCUGCCUUCCUUCGCGGUGACAUCUUCGGAUCUCUCAGCAUUGACCUUCGCGGUGCCCUCGGUCUCCUUGCUGGAGGCGAGAGCAUGGUUGGUCUGUCCUGGGGUGCUCGCUCUGAGCUCGCCGGUUUCCUCGGUGGCUGCACUGGUCUUGACAUCGACUCCUCCAUCCAGCUGAUCAUCUCCCAGUGGUUCACCGGCUGCAGCAUUCCCGGUGCUCCUGCUCCUAAGCCCCUCCCCACCGGUGCCGAUGCUCUCGGAACCAAGCCUUCUGGCUCUAUUUCUGCUAGCGGUGUUCCCACUGGUUCCAUGCCCACUGACUCCAAGCCCACUGACUCCAAGCCCACUGACUCCAAGCCCACUGGUUCCAAGCCCACUGACUCCAAGCCCACUGGUUCCAAGCCCACUGACUCCAAGCCCACUGACUCCAAGCCCACUGACUCCAAGCCCACUGGCUCCAAGCCCACCGGCUUAGUUCCCUCUGGAACUGCUUCUGUGCCCGCUUCCUCUGCUUCCUCUCCCACUGGUCCUGCUGGUGGCGCUAGCGGCAACGGCGGUGCUUCUUCCUCCGGCUCUGCUUCUGGCUCUGCCUCCGGCUCUACCUCCGGCUCUGGCAACGGCUCUGCCUCUGGCUCUGCUUCUGGCAACGGCUCUACCUCUGGCUCUGGCAACGGCUCUGGCUCUGGCAACGGCUCUGGCUCUGGCAACGGCUCUGCUUCUGGCAACGGCUCUACCUCUGGCUCUGGCAACGGCUCUGCCUCUGGCAACGGCUCUACCUCUGGCUCUGCUUCUGGCUCUGCCUCUGGCAACGGCUCUGUCUCUGGUAACGGCUCUUCCUCUGGCUCUGCCUCUGGCAACGGCUCUGGCUCCUCCUGCGAGGUAUCUGGCUCUGGCUCUGAUUCUGGCUCUGGUGUCUCUGCUACCGGUAGCUCCGGCUCUGGCUCCACCACUGGCAACGGCUCUGCUUCUGGCUCUGCCUCUGGCAACGGCUCUACCUCCGGCUCUGGCAACGGCUCUGCCUCUGGCUCUGCUUCUGGCAACGGCUCUACCUCCGGCUCUGGCAACGGCUCUGCUUCUGGCAACGGCUCUGCCUCUGGUUCUGCUUCUGGCAACGGCUCUGCUUCUACCUCCGGCUCUGGCAACGGCUCUGCCUCUGGCUCUGCUUCUGGCAACGGCUCUGCUUCUGGCUCUGCCUCUGGCAACGGCUCUACCUCCGGCUCUGGCAACGGCUCUGCCUCUGGCUCUGCUUCUGGCAACGGCUCUACCUCCGGCUCUGGCAACGGCUCUGCUUCUGGCUCUGCCUCUGGCAACGGCUCUACCUCCGGCUCUGGCAACGGCUCUGCUUCUGGCUCCGACUCUGGUGUCUCUGCGCACGGCAGCUCUGGCUCCGCCUCUGCUUCUGACAACGGUUCUGCCUCCGGCUCCGACUCUGGUGUCUCUGCGCACAGCAGCUCUGGCUCCGCCUCUGCUUCCAUGCCUGCUGGCGGCAAUGUUGUUCCCACCGCCACCGGCGCUGGCUCCGUCCCGACUGCCAUGUCCACCUCUUGGGCUACUACCUGGACUGUUGGUGGUGGUGCCCCUGCCCCCACUGCUGCCCCUGUUCCCACAGGCGCCAGCGGCUCUUUCCAAGGCGAGGCCAAGACCGUCACCGUCUACCAGACCGUUUGCGGUUGCGAGUAA
Messenger RNA from Penicillium diatomitis, 2787 nucleotides. Its product is annotated as putative cell wall protein. NCBI's taxonomy places the organism in Eukaryota, Fungi, Ascomycota, Eurotiomycetes, Eurotiales, Aspergillaceae. The coding region runs from base 1 to 2787 and encodes 928 amino acids. The record is from RefSeq and is a predicted model, not a curated record. The transcript has a single exon.